Pteropus alecto (black flying fox) is the source of this 604-nucleotide messenger RNA. It is a transcript of the gene POLR1D, whose product is annotated as RNA polymerase I and III subunit D. Gene Ontology annotation, molecular function: protein dimerization activity; DNA binding; DNA-directed RNA polymerase activity. The transcript has a single exon. Gene Ontology annotation, biological process: DNA-templated transcription. Bases 34 to 405 code for a protein of 123 amino acids. Gene Ontology annotation, cellular component: RNA polymerase I complex; RNA polymerase III complex. The record is from RefSeq and is a predicted model, not a curated record. NCBI's taxonomy places the organism in Eukaryota, Metazoa, Chordata, Mammalia, Chiroptera, Pteropodidae.
UCUCAUUUUUAUAAAAAAUGUGUGUGUAGAAAAAUGUCUGGAUUGAAGACCUCAAUGGCUGAAGGCGAGAGGAAGACAGCCCUGGAAAUGGUCCAGGCAGCUGGGACAGAUAGACACUGUGUGACAUUUGUAUUGCACGAGGAGGACCAUACCCUAGGAAAUUCUCUUCGUUACAUGAUCAUGAAGAACCCGGAAGUGGAAUUUUGUGGUUACACUACAACCCAUCCUUCAGAGAGUAAAAUUAACUUACGCAUUCAGACUCGAGGUGUUCUUCCAGCUAUUGAGCCGUUUCAGAGAGGCCUGAAUGAGCUCAUGAAUGUCUGCCAACAUGUGCUUGACAAGUUUGAGGCCAGCAUAAAGGAGUAUAAGGACCAAAAAGCAAGCAGAAACGAAUCCACACUCUAGACCCUUAUGCAAUGUACAGGAAGGAGCAUCCUCUAGGAUAUUGCCUUCGCGAUCUUGGCAAAACCCAGAAGUAGAAGUUUGCGAGUACAGCACGAUCUGUCCUUCAGAAAGACCUGAUUCUAGCUAGGAACCUAUGACAGCUGUUGGAAUCCCUCCAAGAACCUUUGUAUUCAUCUAAUAAAUUCCCACUUAUAAACAA